CUUCCCCAUGCUGACCAGAAACCGCUGAAGCAAGCAAGCAAGCAAGCUCGAUUUCCUUCUUCUCGCCGCGGUCGCAUAGCAUGCUAAAGGAUCGAACUUGUCAUUACAGCUCGGAACCCGUUGGAUUGCCGAGGAACAUGCGGAACGACGAGCCGAAGAUUCCGACCAUCGUCGAAUAAAGGUUCCGCCUUUUCUUGACCUCCUCCGAUUUUCGUCCGUCAACGGAUGUCAUCAGCGGCAGGAAAGUUUCCGCAGUAUCACUUUCGUUCCGUUCUUGGGAGUAUUUCUAUGAUGCCUGAGCUUUAGCUCUUCCCGCGGCUCCUGCAAAUCCCGGGUGCUGGAAAUUUCAGGCGAUGGCUAAACUUGGCUUCCCCAGUUUGAAAUCCGUUUGCAAAUUCACCGUCCCUUGUUCGAAAUGGCUGUCGUGUUAUAGUUCGAAGUAUCCUACUCGAGUAUCACGUCCAUCUCUCGAUGCCAUCCACUGCUCCAGAGAGUCAAGAUCUCUUGACCAUGUGAAAGCGUACCAGAGAAUGCUGGCUCCUGUAUCAGUCUAUGGUGCUACCGGUUACCUGAGAAGACCCACCAACGGAUUUUCUCCAAAACUACCCCGCACGGGCGGUGGAAGUACUUUCUCCCCCUUUUUGGCAAGCCCCAUGUUGAAUUCUCGGUCAUUUGCAUCGUAUUUCGGCGGCAAACGAGAUGCACCCGAGGAAUCGGAAGUAUCGGCUGUUUCUGGGGUAGGCAAUGUGGGUAAUGGGGACAGUGCGGUUGUAUCGAGUGAGUGGCUUGAUAAGAUGAAGGAAGCUUGGCACGGCGCUGUUGAUGUGGCUGGUCACACACGGGAGAAGGUUAAGGAUGUAUCUGAUGAAUGGACUCCUUAUGUGCAGCAGGUGCUCGAUUCGCACCCUUAUGUUGAGAAUGUUGUUAUGCCAAUUGGUCUUACUUUGACCGGUACUCUAUUGGCAUGGUUUGUGAUGCCUAGAAUAUUGAGGAGAUUUCACAAGUACGCAACGCAAGGUCAGGCUGCUUUGCUCUCGGGAACCCCUUUGGGAGAAGAAGUUCCUUAUGACAAAAGCUUCUGGGGGGCCCUAGAGGAUCCUGUCAGAUAUCUCAUCACCUUCAUGGCAUUUUGGCAGAUUGCCAUGAUGGUUGCUCCUACAACUAUAGCAUCUCAAUACAUUGGGCAAGCAUGGAGGGGUGCAGUUAUUCUUUCAUUUGUGUGGUUCUUGCAACGCUGGAAAACAAAUGUGUUCUCUCGUGCAUUAGUACUCAAGGGUUUGGCAGGGCUUGAUCGAGAAAAAAUGCUUACACUAGACCGACUUUCAUCUAUAGGGCUGUUUGUAAUUGGGUUGAUGGCUUUAGCAGAAGCAUGUGGGGUGGCUGUGCAAUCAAUCAUUACAGUUGGUGGUAUAGGAGGUGUAGCAACUGCUUUUGCCGCCAGAGAUAUACUUGGAAAUGUGCUGAGUGGCUUGUCUAUGCAGUUUUCAAAGCCCUUUUCGCUUGGAGAUACAAUAAAAGCUGGAUCUAUAGAAGGUCAAGUUGUCGAAAUGGGGCUUACGACCACAUCACUGCUUAGUGCCGAGAAAUUUCCUGUCAUUGUUCCAAAUUCGUUGUUUUCUAGCCAGGUGAUUGUAAAUAAGUCGCGUGCUGAAUGGCGUGCCAUAGUCACCAAAAUCCCUUUGCAAAGUGAUGAUCUGGAGAAGAUUCCACCAAUAUCAAAUGACAUCAAGAAUAUGCUGAAGUCACAUCCAAAGGUUUUCUUGGGUAGAGAAGUCCCUUACUGUUUCCUGUCACAAGUGGAAGGUUCUUAUGUCGAACUGACUCUUGGUUGUAAUCUCAAACAUAUGGGUAGAGAAGAGUUGUACACCACACAACAAGAUAUCCUUAUUCAGUCUGUCAAGAUAAUCAAGCAGCAUGGUGCUAGAUUAGGCAGCAGAAUGCAAGAAACAAUUGGUCAAUGACACUGGAAGAAUGCGAGUUUCUAUUUGGAGCUUUUUUGGCUGACAGUUCAGCUUGCGGCAAGGACCAUCUGCAGAUCGGAAGCCUGAUUUUUUGUUUUGUGCCCUUUUGCUGCUGGUUCAAGUCAUCACCAUCCAAUAUCACAUUAAUUCAUGCCCCAGAAGCUCUACCUUCGCCUACCAUUUCUAAGGAUAUGAGCCCUGGUUUCCCUUUCAUGUCGAUUUUGUUGAAAGCUUUGACAGGAAAGGGAACUUGACAACUGAGACCGUGGUUAAGUGCUCUUCGGGGAAGUUGUUCAUGUGCAUGUACAAAGAAUGAUUGACGGCAUUGUGUGCUGAUAGUGUCAUCUCAUGUGGCCUUUUCUGUUUCUUCUCAUUUGAGAGGCCGUGCGGAAGUCCAAAAUCCUCAGACUAGUGUGGUUUGAAAUUGUCUUCUACCGGGAGUCAAUUAUUUUCAUCAGUUACCACAGCAAAUGGCAAAGGAGAUGGUUUAAUCCAUUUACUAUCUCA
Messenger RNA from Eucalyptus grandis, 2468 nucleotides. Its product is annotated as mechanosensitive ion channel protein 1, mitochondrial. The record is from RefSeq and is a predicted model, not a curated record. Gene Ontology annotation, biological process: transmembrane transport. Lineage: Eukaryota; Viridiplantae; Streptophyta; Magnoliopsida; Myrtales; Myrtaceae. Gene Ontology annotation, cellular component: membrane. The transcript is spliced from 7 exons. Bases 354 to 1961 code for a protein of 535 amino acids.